Molecule: messenger RNA, 1837 nt
Organism: Myxozyma melibiosi
Lineage: Eukaryota; Fungi; Ascomycota; Lipomycetes; Lipomycetales; Lipomycetaceae
Product: putative MFS sugar transporter
Exons: 3
Biological process (GO): carbohydrate transport; transmembrane transport
Cellular component (GO): membrane
Molecular function (GO): carbohydrate:proton symporter activity
Source: RefSeq, a predicted model, not a curated record
ACAAGACCCACUAUAAAAUAAGCACAAUUUGGACUCUCUCAGCGUGAACCCUACGCAGAUCAACGUUGCUCGAAUAAAAAACUACUUUUAACAAAGAAAUGUUUAAAUUAUUUGCACUUACCCGCGCUGUCGGAACAGGACAAUGCGUCCACCGGAACGAUCCGCACGCAUCAACGCUCAGAGGCUGCUGUAUUCCCCGCAGCGGUCAGUUCAUGAUCCGAGCAACUUGAGUGUCUAUCAGUGACCCGUCCUCAGCUCUGCGCGUCUACUUCCCCGCAUCUUCCUGCGAUGCUGCCCCGCAAUCGCUCGCCAAUCUUCUGUUUCACUCUCUUUGGCGCGGUAGGACCCGUACCAAACAUCACAUGAACCAUGGAUAUCCAAGGAUCGUGAUGUAGGUCACUUCUGGACUUUCCGGAGUCUAUAUAGUUGCAACCGGCCGCGUCGCCAGCCAUAGCCCAAUAUCCAUCCUGCGCUUUAUCGACCCACCCCUUGAGAUCAUGUCCGAACCCCAUCUCAGUGAAGAAGACAUUCAAGCUAAGCUGGAGCUUGAGCAGGUUGAGGAUGCAGAGAAGACCCAAGAUGGCAUUCCCCGACGUCGGAAGAUGACUGAAGAGCAAAUCGAGCAGCUCAUCAGAGAAGAGAAGGCAAUCUCUGUACGGGACGCGAUAAAGACACAUAAGCGCAUCCUCGCUUACUGCACCAUCUCUUUUCUAUGCGGAAUGACUUAUGGCUAUGAUUCUGUCGCGAACGGUUCAACUGUUGCGAUGCCUGCUUUCUUGCUUUCUUUCGGUGCAGUUGAUGAGACCGGCUCGUUGUAUGCCCCCUCUGUGUGGACAUCGUUGUGGAGUUCCAUGUCAAAUGCCGGGCAAGUUGUCGGGUCCUUCACCGUCGGUCCGGUAGCUCAGCUGAUCGGGCGACGCUAUGCCAUUAUUGUAUACGCGGCUCUUUCUAUUGCAGGUACUGCCGUUCAGUUCACUGCAGACAGUCGCGGUAUGCUGCUUGCCGGAAAGAUCAUCAACGGCGUCACUGUCGGAGCCUUGCUUGCUGUUGGGACUACAUACGCCUCUGAGAUCGCGACGGUCAGGCUACGAGGCCCUCUCUUGCAGACAUUGGUCUUCUUCUCCGUGGCGAUGCAGGGAACCAGUCUGGGUGUUGUCCGAGCGUUUGUUCCCAACCUGAACCCUUCCGCUUGGAAAACGGUCUUUGCCCUACAGUGGGUCUUCGGUUCUCUUCCUAUGGUGGCUAUUUUCUAUCCUGAAUCCCCGCUCUGGCUGGUCACAAAAGGAAAAGACGAACAGGCUCGCAAAAUGCUCAGACGCCUCUAUGGAAAUGAGAGAGAAGUCGAGAUCCGCUAUGAACUACUCUUGCACACCUACGAGAAAGAGAAAGCGCUCGAGAACGAGCAGGCCUCCUUCUCGGAAUGCUUCAAAGGGCCGGACUUGAAGCGAACGCUGACAAUCAUGCUUCUGAUGUUCAGUAAUGGAACGAUAGGUGCCGGCUUUCUUGCCCAAAACAUUUAUUUCCUCUUGACAGUAGGACUUCCCGCUAUUCACUCUUUUGAUAUCGGAAUUGGCGGAUUUUUCCUGGGCGCCGUUGCAAUCGUGCUUAGCUCCAUUUAUAGCGACAGAAUCGGGCGUCGCCGUCUCUUUCUUUGGGGAACUUUUGUCAACACUCUUGGGAUGCUGAUUAUCGGCUGUUUGGGUAUCAAGAGUAGCAAGGCUAUAGCUUGGGCUAUCGCAGUUGUUAUGAAUCUUUUGAUAUCCUGGCAGGUGUUUGCAUGUGUUGGAGUCUCAUGGAGUAUGUCUCCUGAAAUUUCGUCAUACAGAUUACGCCAGCA